Messenger RNA from Acipenser ruthenus (sterlet), 5496 nucleotides. Its product is annotated as netrin receptor DCC-like. The transcript has 29 exons. NCBI's taxonomy places the organism in Eukaryota, Metazoa, Chordata, Actinopteri, Acipenseriformes, Acipenseridae. Gene Ontology annotation, molecular function: protein binding. Gene Ontology annotation, cellular component: membrane. The coding region runs from base 429 to 4775 and encodes 1448 amino acids. Gene Ontology annotation, biological process: cell-cell adhesion. The record is from RefSeq and is a predicted model, not a curated record.
UCCUUUAAAACGGAAAAAUCCAUAUUCGAAUCCGUUCCACUGGAGCAGGUCCCCCACUCCUUAACUCGAACCUCAACAGCUCUUUAGAUCAAUGGAUUCACAUAUCAAACUCCGCACACACAGUGCUAGUGGACAGCCACCGUAACAAGUGAAUCUCUUCGUCCUUUCGCCGUCUCUCCAGAAUAUUGCUUUCUUAAAGAUGGAGCAAACUACCAUUUGAUUGAGCUUGGCUUGAUCAUUGGCUUUUUUUCUUCUUCAUCGGGAGAAUAUAUAUGUUUUUCUCUUUCUGUAGACUUGUUUAAACAUUUUAGUUUUGGAUGCCUCCUCCGUUCUCAUGAAUUGAAUUCAACUUUGCUGCUUUUGAAGAAAGGACGCAUUAGGGGUUUUUAUGUUUGUGGGACAGAAGCGCAUAAAGGUGUAGCUGAAAUAUGGAGAAUAUUCUUGGAUUUAUUUGGCUGAAAAAGCUCGCUUUUGUAGUCCUCUGGGUAGUCUAUUUGAACAGUGAUGCUGAAGUAUACGGUUCACAGGUGAAGAACUUUAUCUCGCUGCAGUUUUUGCAGGAGCCUGCUGAUAUUGUGACAGUGAGAGGGGGCAACGUGCAGCUGGACUGCUCUGCAGAGUCGGACCAAGGCACUCCUGUCAUCUCCUGGAAGAAGGAUGGGGUGUUCCUAAACUCAGCGGUGGAGGAGAGGAGACAGCAGCUACCUAACGGGUCUCUCAUAAUACAAAACGUGGUGCAUUCCCGGCACCACCGGCCGGAUGAAGGGCUGUACCUGUGUCAGGCCUCACUGGAGGGUGUGGGCGCCAUCGUGAGCAGGACAGCUAAAGUAACAGUAGCUGGGCCUUUGAGGCUUGUCACUCAAACAGAGUCUGUCUCAUCCUUUGUCGGAGACACUGCCCUUCUAAAGUGUGAGGCGUCGGGAGAGCCCAUGCCUUUGGUACACUGGCAGAAGAACCGUGAGGAUCUCCCAGUGGACCUCAACGGUGACAGUCGUGUGGUGGUGCUGCCUUCCGGGGCACUGCAGGUCAGCAGGGUGCAGCCUCCUGACUCUGCAACCUACCGCUGCCUGGCCGAGAACCCAGGCAGCUCCCGGACUGGCAACGAUGCUGAGCUCAAAGUGCUGCCAGAGCCAGGCAUUCACAGACAAGUAUCCUUCCUUCAGCGACCUUUAAAUGUGGUGGCUUCCGAAGGAAAAUAUGCGAUCCUGGAAUGUUCUGCUUCUGGGUUUCCAAUUCCAAGCUUUCUGUGGAUGCGAGGAAAUGAACUAAUCCAAACAAGUUCAAAAAAGUAUUCCUUGCUGGGAGGUAGCAACCUGCUCAUUAGCGGUGUCACAGAUGAUGAUUCUGGAACCUACACCUGCAUAGCGUCAAACAAGAAUGAGAAUAUUAGUGCCUCGUCUGACCUCUCUGUGAUGGUACCUCCGAGGUUUCUGAAUUACCCCUCUAACCUCUACGCCUAUGAAAGUAUGGAUAUUGAGUUGGAAUGUGCUGUCACAGGAAAGCCUGCACCUACCGUUCGGUGGGUUAAGAAUGGAGAAGUGGUUAUCCCAAGUGACUACUUUCAGAUUGUGGGUGGCAGCAGCCUUCACAUCCUGGGUCUAGUAAAAUCGGAUGAGGGAUUCUAUCAGUGUGUUGCAGAGAACGAUGCAGGGAAUGUGCAAGCCAUUGCCCAGCUUAUCAUCCAGGAACCCGUUGUCCCAAACACCAGUGCCCUCCCCUCUGCUCCCAGAGAUGUGGUCCCUGUCCUGGUCUCCAGCCGCUUUGUGCGUCUCAGCUGGCGCCCACCUGUAGAGACCCAUGGAAGUGUCCAGGCCUACACUGUCUACUUCACCAGAGAAGGCACCAACAGAGAGCGAGCCACAAACACCUCGCAGUCAGGCACCUUGCAGCUCACAGUGGGGAACCUGAAGCCUGAGGAAACAUAUUCCUUCAGAAUAGUAGCUUACAAUGAACAGGGACCAGGAGAGAGCUCACAGCCUAUCAGAGUUUCUACUCAGCCUGAACUACAAGUUCCAGGGCCAGUAGAGAACCCCCAGGCUGUGGCCACAUCUGCAACCUCAAUCCUUGUUUCCUGGGAAGCACCUGCUUAUGACAAUGGCCCAAUCCAGGGCUACAGAUUGUUCUGCACAGAGACAACGUCGGGAAAAGAGCAGAAUCCUGAAGUGAAUGGGCUGUCCUACAAGUUGGAGGGACUGAAGAAGUUUACUGAGUACUCAAUUAGGGUUCUGGCAUACAAUCGAUAUGGAACAGGCAUAUCCACUGAGGAUCUGAAGAUUACCACACUUCCAGAUGUGCCGAGUUCCCCCCCUCAGAACAUUUCUUUGGAAGUUGUCAACUCAAGAAGUAUUAAAGUCAGCUGGAUGCCUCCACCCUCAAACAUGCAAAAUGGCUUUAUCACUGGAUACAAAAUCCGACACCGAAAAACUGGGCGCAGAGGAGAACAAGAAACGCUUGAGCCAAAUAACCUUUGGUAUCUGUUUACAGGGCUGGAGAAAGGAAGUCAGUACAGUUUCCAGGUGGCUGCCAUGACUGUGAUUGGGACGGGCCCUUCCACAGAAUGGUACACAGCUGAAACUCCAGAGAAUGAUCUAGAUGAAUCCCAGGUGCCAGAUCAGCCAAGUUCUCUCCACGUUAGACCCCUGACCACCAGCAUUGUCAUGAGCUGGACACCCCCGCUGAACCCCAGCAUUGUGGUCAGGGGUUACAUCAUUGGGUAUGGGGUGGGCAGUCCCUAUGCCGAGACUGUCAGAGUGGACAGCAAGCAGCGCUACUUCUCCAUUGAAAAUCUAGAGCCAAGCUCCCAUUAUGUUAUUUCCCUGAAGUCCUUCAACAAUGCAGGAGAAGGGGUUCCUCUCUAUGAGAGUGCAGUUACCAGAUCUAUGACAGACCCUGUUGACACAACAGAUGAUUUGUAUCAUUUGUUUGAUAAAUUCCCUACCCCAGUCCCAGAUACCUCCACCCCCAUGAUCCCACCUGUAGGUGUGCAGGCUGUGGCACUCACCCCUGACUCUGUACGGGUCAGCUGGGCUGACAAUUCAAUGUCCAAGAACCAGAAGAUGACCGAGGUGCGCUUCUACACUGUCAAAUGGAAGACCAGCUACUCCACCAGCGGCAAAUACAAGUCUGCAGACACCACAGCCCUCAGUCACACCGUCACAGGACUCAAACCCAACACCAUGUACGAGUUUUCUGUCAUGGUAACGAAAGGUCGAAAGUCAAGCACAUGGAGUAUGACUGCACAUGCGACAACCUAUGAAGCUGCUCCCAGUUCUGCCCCAAAGGAUCUCACUGUAAUCAACAGGGAGGGGAAACCUCGGGCCAUCAUCAUCAGCUGGCAGCCACCAUUGGAGGCCAAUGGAAAAAUCACAGGAUACAUCCUUUUCUACACGUUGGACAAAAACCUGCCCAUUGAUGACUGGGUUAUGGAGUCUAUCAGUGGUGACCGGCUCACCCACCAGGUCAUGGACCUCACCCUGGACACGGUUUACUAUUUCCGCAUCCAAGCCAAGAAUGCAAAGGGGGUUGGCCCGCUUUCUGACCCUAUCCUCUUCAGGACUCCGAAAGUUGAGCAUCCUGACAAAAUGGCUAAUGACCAAGGUCGUCAUGGAGACGGAGGGUACUGGCCAUCUGACACCAAUCUGAUAGAUAGGAGCAGCCUUAACGAGCCUCCCAUUGGUCAGAUCCACCCUCCUCAUGGCAGCGUGACCCCUCAGAAGAACAGCAACCUGCUGGUUAUCAUCGUGGUCUCAGUGGGCGCUGUCACUGUGGUGGUUGUGGUUAUCGUGGCUGUCAUUUGUACACGCCGCUCGUCAGCACAGCAAAGGAAGAAACGUGCCACCCACAGCACAGGCAAGAGAAAAGGCAGCCAGAAAGAUCUUAGGCCCCCGGAUCUGUGGAUCCACCACGAGGAGAUGGAGCUGAAGAACAUUGAGAAGCCCUCGGGUUCCGAUCCCUCAAGCCGUGAUUCGCCCUUGCAGGGCUGUCAGGACAUCACGCCUGUCAGUCACAGCCAAUCAGAGAGCCAGAUGGGCAGCAAGAGCAGUCACUCAGGUCUGGAUGCGGACGAGGUGGCCAGCAGUAUCUCCACACUGGAGCGCUCCCUUGCUGCCCGCAGAGCUACACGCACCAAGCUAAUGAUCCCCAUGGACUCCCAGCCUAGCAACACACCCAUUGUAAGUGCCAUACCCGUGCCAACAUUAGAAAGUGCCCAGUACCCAGGAAUCCUGCCUUCGCCCACCUGUGGGUACCCGCACCCACAGUUCACGCUUCGCCCAGUGCCAUUCCCCACGCUCACCGUUGAUCGAAGCUACGCGUCAGGUAGAACGAUAGCAGAGGGCACUGCGUCACACUCCCAGCAUCAGUCUCUGCUCGCCCAGACGCAGUCAGAACAUGCAGUCACUGAGGAGGUACCCAGCAGAACUAUCCCCACAGCCUGCGUUCGUCCCACUCACCCUCUCCGCAGCUUCACCAACCCCUUGCUACCUCCCCCCAUGAGCGCCAUUGACCCCAAAGUCCCCUACACACCACUUCUGUCUCAGACAGGUGCAAACCUACCAAAGGCUCUGGUGAAGACUGCCUCCUUGGGUUUAGCUGGAAAGGCGAGAUCUCCACUGCUUCCGGUUUCCGUGCCAACAGCCCCAGAGGCCACAGAGGAGGGCCAUAAACAGCCAGAAGACCCUGCCAGUGUAUAUGAACAAGAUGACCUGAGUGAACAAAUGGCUAGUCUAGAAGGACUAAUGAAGCAACUUAAUGCCAUCACCGGCUCAGCCUUUUAACAACAACAACUGACAGAGGCAAAGCCAACAGAAGCAUCACAGCACACCAGUAUUCCACAAUUGAAAAUACUGACAAGGAGGGUCGUAAUGAUACAGUUCCAUUUAAGUAAAGGAAACCACAGCUCUGUCUUUUCCUAAGACAUUACUUUGGACAAGGCUUCAGUAAAAAAAAAAAGCACUGGCAAGCCACAAAAAAAGAUUUUUUCUAGAUUUAUUUUUUCAUUUUUUUUUCAACCAGUAACCUGAGUUCAACUUGCAAGUGAUUUAUUUUAAGCUAGCACUCUGGAAACAGAAAGAGUCAACUUAAACCUGUUUUCGCCUUUGUAUUGAACCCUGUUUAAGUAAUUUGUUUAAAACGUCACGCUAGUGUUAGUCUACACAGAGUCACAUAGAUCCCUUUCUCACUCCUGUAGAAACCAGCAAGGGUGUCAAAACAGUUGCUGCUGGUUGGUUACAUUGGGAACUUGGAUAUAUUAACUGGUUUGCCACUGGAACACCCUAUUCUGGUUUGAACUGGAGCUGUUCAUACCAUUGCACUCCGUCUGACCUGGAUAGCUGUUAGCCAACUGAUGCUGAAUUAGAAAGCAGGAUGUUAUAUACAGGUUUUGUGUAAUGCCCCUGUUUCUCUUUUUAACCAACAUUGAUAAGUCCUAAUGUCACAUGACGAAUCUGGACAGCCUGUAAAACGUAAUCUUUAGCGUAAACAAUGUUUUUUUUUUUU